Molecule: messenger RNA, 2361 nt
Organism: Candidula unifasciata
Lineage: Eukaryota; Metazoa; Mollusca; Gastropoda; Stylommatophora; Geomitridae
Source: the annotation of a GenBank genome assembly
AUGGGGCUGCAGCCGCUUGAGUUCGCUGAUUGUCUGACGGACAGUCCCUUUUUUCGCACCAAGUUGGCUGAGCACGAACAGGAGCUUGAACGGACUAGCAAGUUUAUUAAGCAACUGGUGCAUCACGGAAGAGAUGUUUACAAUGCAGCGAAGCAGCUGUCUAAAGCACAGAGGAUUUUUGCCAAAGAUAUGAUGAACUUCAAGUUUGAGUGUAUUGGUAACCAACUGACAGAUGAUGAAAUUGUUAUCUCCAAGUCACUCUCCGAGUUCGGCAAAUAUAUCGAGAAGAUUGAAAACAACAGAGAAAUGAUGAUUGAUGCUGCAGAGGACUGUAUCAUGAAGCCUCUAGAGAGGUUCAGAAGGGAGAACAUUGGUGCUGCCAAGGAGGAGAAGAAGAACUUUGACAAGCAUACAGUUAAAUUUUGCCAGUCCCAGGAGAGAUAUCUCAACAUGAAAGCAUCCAAAAGUAACGACUCGGCAGCUCAGGAGGCGGACACUCAAGUGGAGUUUGAAAAGAAAGCGUUCUACACAGCAUCUAUGAAAUAUGUUCUCAAGCUGCAAGAAAUACAAGAAAAGAAAAAGUUUGAGUUUGUUGAAAUAUUACUGAGCUACAUGCUAGGCUGGCUGACAUUCUACCAUGAGGGUUAUGUGGAUCUGGAGGACUUCCGUAUAUAUGAGAAUACAUUACGUCAUUUGCUGCAGAAGACACGGGAAAGCUUUGAGUGUACCAGGGACGAGGCCAAUAAUUUGUUGAGUAAGAUGUUAAACGAGAACAAAGCUCUGAAACCAUUAGACCAGUCUGGCAUAUUGAGGGGUUUCACCAAGCAGGGAUAUCUUUACCUGAUGGAGAAAAAAGCGCUAGGCACCACGUCUUGGACCAAGUAUUACUGCCACUACAAGAAGGAGACCAAAGAAUUCUACAUGAUAUUCUACAACCAGGUUGGGGGAAAACUGUUGGAACCAGAGAAGUACACCCUGGAAAACUGUGUCAGACGUGCAUCGGAUACAAUAGAGAGAAGGUUUUGUUUUGAUGUGACACUGAAAGAGAAAUCUGGACCUCUCACCUUUCAAGCUCUCUCAGAAGAGGACCGGCGGUUGUGGUUAGAUGCCAUGGAUGGCAAAGAACCGACAUACCCGAUGCAUAAUUUGAAAACUGAAGAAUCCAUGCUGGACGAGAUCGGAUUCAAUUUUAUUCGCAAGUCUAUUGCAGCAAUUGAGAGCAGAGGUCUUCAAGAACAGGGUCUGUACAGAGUAGUGGGUGUCAACUCAAAAGUCAACAACCUGCUGAAAGUUGCCUUAGAUCCAAAGAAAGCAGACAAAGUCAGCUUUGAAGAUCCCUCAGUCUGGGAAACAAAGACAAUCACCAGUGCUAUUAAAAAUUACCUUAGAUCAUUACCUGAGCCCCUCAUGACUUUUCGCCUGCAUGACAGCUUUAUCAAAGCUGCUAAGCAGGAGAGCAAGACAUUGAGGAUCUUGGACGUGCAUAAAUAUGUGCAUCAGUUGCCACAAGCAAACUUUGAAAUGUUGGAUUUGUUAGUAGCACAUCUUGACAGGGUAGCCAGCAAGAGUGACCUGAACAAGAUGACUGUAGCCAACCUGGGCGUCUGCUUCGGCCCUUCAUUAAUGAGGCCUGAGGAGGAAACCAUGGCAGCCGUUUUGGACAUCAAGUUCUGCAACAUCGUUGUAGAGAUUCUCAUCAACAAUUACAAAGAGAUUUUUAAAAACCCACCAGAUGGGGCAGAUGUAAGCGAAUCUCGAGUUCUUCCAAACACCAACCAUUCAACGGGCAAGCCUCCAUUAGCCCCAGGAGCCUUGGCCAAUCAGAACGAGCCUUCAGUUCGGGUGUUAGCUGGACAGACUGUCAACCAUGCAGCAUUGACCCAGCCAUCUCGAAACUAUGCAAGCCAACCCAUAGGGCCACCCAGUUCUGUAACUACAAGGUUAAAACAGAGGCCGCCAAUCCAGCCAGUUACAACUAAUAUAGGAGGUGUUGAUAUUCAGAGCAGCACCAGCAGUAGUACAGAAUCUCUGACCUCGGCAAAAAGCAGCCUGUCUCCCCGAGCCUUGUCCGACUCCGGGACACCGCGGGCUCUAGGGAGCAGAGAUGGUCCAGUUGGCUAUACAUCUAAUGUCAGCGCACUGGCUGCCAGAUUCAGCAUCAACCUGGCCAGUAAUGACUCCACCACAAUAACUGUGAUAACCCGAUACAGAUGUGUCGGUGAUAAUGACACAGAGCUGUCAUUUGAGGCAAACCAGAUGAUUACAAAUGUGCGACCGUCUCGAGAACCGGGCUGGCUAGAGGGGACACUGGACGGCAAGACAGGAAUUAUACCAGAGAACUACGUCCAGUACAUAGACUGA